Molecule: messenger RNA, 1929 nt
Organism: Cynoglossus semilaevis (tongue sole)
Lineage: Eukaryota; Metazoa; Chordata; Actinopteri; Pleuronectiformes; Cynoglossidae
Gene: fyrd1
Product: transforming growth factor beta regulator 1
Exons: 15
Coding region: 162-1793 (543 amino acids)
Biological process (GO): regulation of DNA-templated transcription; regulation of cell cycle
Cellular component (GO): nucleus
Source: RefSeq, a predicted model, not a curated record
UUAUUUUUGCGUGGUUCUCUUUGGGGAACUGUUUGUAAACAUUGAUGAAAAGACGGAAGAACCCUGAGGUUUCGACUCGGGAACAACCAAAAACGGAGCAAUAACUGAAAAUACUUGAUUUGUUUGGAGCUAUAUCUGUCUGAGUUUCUUCCCUGUCCUCCAUGGAGUCCUUAAACACAUUUGAGUCUGAGAUGGAGGCUGAUGGUCAGGGAAACUACUCCUUGUUCCCAGCUCUGGACAGCAUUGCAAGUCUGUCGGGGACCACAGAAACUCUGGACAGUGAUCCACCAAGUGAAAUAAUGGAGAAGCCAAACCUCACAUGGCUGGAUGCUGCACAGAUUGUCUUGGAGGAAGCUGGGCGUCCGAUGCAUAUAAAAGAGAUCAAGCAGAGAAUCAUUGACAGGGGCCUCGUUCAGUCCAAUGCAAAAUCAAGUCUGGAGGCAGUCAUGUACCGAGAGACCCAAAAGGGCAGCAGGAGGUUCAAGAGGAUUGAAAACAGAAACGGAGUCUUUGCACUGCUGACUGAUGAGGAGCGACAACAAGCACUGCAGGCCUUUACUGCCCAGUCUUUUCUCAGCUCACCACAGCAAAAUACAGGAGGUUCUGGCUCCGGCUCAUCAGCAACUGUCUUUCCAUCCUCGACCUCCUCCUCCGAGCCCAGAGCCAAGGUGAAGAGAGGAUCACGAAAAAAUCAGAACGAAAAGUACCGACUCAAGUACCUCAGGCUGCGGAAAGCGGCUCGCACCAUGAUAUUUGAGAAUGCAGCUCUGUGUGAUGAGGUUGCACAUUUAGAGGAGAAGUUUGUGAGGGCAAAAGAGGAGCGGAGGUUCUUACUGAAAUCAUUGCUGCAGUACCAGUCUUUGACAGAGGGGGAGAUCAUUCCCACACCAAGCUCAGGUUCACAUCCACCUGUGCAGCCUGUGGCGCUGACCUCAGCGCCCGCAGGUGUUUCUGGUCUUUCGGCUGCACUGAGCAUGACGUCAGUGGUGUCAACGGCCGAGGAGGGAAAUCUGAGGAAACCCAAGAAGGAGAGGAAGGAGCGAGGGAGGGAGAAUGGCAAAGAAGAGCUGCCCAAAAAGAUGUCAAAGAAAAGAAAGCUAGUCGAUGGUUCAAGGAAACUGGUGCAGCCCAUCCCUCUGGACUCAUCUGGUCGCCCCGUCUUUCCCAUUGUGCUGGGAGGUUUGACCGUGUACAGCCUGGGGGAGAUCAUCACAGACAGAAUGUCGUUCCACGAUGAGUGCGCCAUCUAUCCAGUGGGUUUCUGCAGCACCCGAGUCUUUGCGAGUAUGAAGAAUCCUGACCAGCAGUGUCUCUACACCUGUCAAAUCAAAGACGGAGGAAACGGUCCAAAGUUUGAGAUUGUUCCUGAAGAUGAUCCUCAGAACGCCAUCGUGGCCUCGUCCGCACUGACGUGUCACUCCAACCUUCUGAAAGCCGUCGCAUCCGUCAGUUCCAAAUGCGUUACACCCAUCGUGCCAUCGGGGGCAGACUUCUUUGGCUUUUCUCACCCAACCAUCCAGAAUCUAAUCCAGAGUUGUCCAGGAGCACGCAAAUGUACCAACUACAGAUGGAUUCGUUUUGAGGUGUGUCGUCCAGGCGACGGCCAAAUCCCACACAGCCUAUCGGAGGACGACGCCUCGGUCAACUUUGAAGCCUACCAAAGGCACCAGUGCUUCGAUAAGAACGUCAAGACGGAGCACGGCACAGGACCACAGUCUCCGAGCUCGUCUCUUCAGCACCAGCACAUGACCUCCCCCUCAGUGAAGCCCUCCACCUCAUAUUACAGCUCCUGAUUUUUGGUCACUUUUGGAUUUCAGUUACGUUUUGUCCUCUGGUUAAAUUAUUGUUUUGUAUUUUCUGUGAUUUCCCAGUACAUCUGUCUGUCAUUGUUGAACAUAAAAGAAAUACAUAAAAUACAUCUCAAAAUAA